AUGACUGCUGGUACGCUCGUGCAGAAUCCGCCCGCGGAGACGCCACCGCCGUGCAUGAACCUCCUGGACGCCGACGAGUUCCGGCUUCGGGGUCACCAGGUUAUAAACUUGAUCGCUGACUACUGGUGCCGCAUGGGAGACUACCCAGUGCGUCCCAAUGUGACCCCCGGUUUCCUUCGAGACGAGCUCCCCACCAACGCGCCGCCCAUGGCCGAGCCCGACGCCUGGGACUCCGCGCUGCAGGACAUCCGCGACCUCAUCCUGCCGGGAAUGACGCACUGGCAGAGCCCUCGCCAUUUCGCUCAUUUCCCUGCGUCGAGCAGCACCGCCGGUGCCCUAGGCGAGGCGCUGAUCGCCGGCAUCAACGUCGUGCCGUUCACGUGGGCCGCCUCGCCGGCCGCCGCGGAGCUCGAGAUGGUGGUUGUCGACUGGCUCGGCAAGGCUCUCCACCUGCCGGAGAGCCUUCUGUUCGCCGGAGGCGGCGGAGGCACGCUGCUGGGAACCUCCUGCGAGGCCAUACUCUGCACCCUCGUUGCCGCUAGGGACCGGAAGCUCGCGGAGGUUGGCUGGAGAAGCAUCGGCGACCUCGUCGUGUACUGCUCCGACCAGACGCACUUCUCGUUCCGUAAGGCCGCGCGUAUCGCCGGAAUCCAGCGCGGCCACGUCCGCGAGAUCCCGACAUCACUUCACGACAUGUUCGCGCUUUCGCCAGCGGCUCUGAAGGCCGCCAUGCAGGCGGACGUGGACGCCGGGCUGAUCCCCCUCUUCCUCUGCGCCACGGUGGGCACCACCCAGACCACCGCCGUCGACCCCAUCCGCGGGCUGUGCGCCGUCGCGGCGACCCACGGCGUGUGGGUCCACGUCGACGCGGCCUACGCCGGCUCGGCGCUGGUCUGCCCGGAAUUCUGCCACGUGGUCGACGGCGUGGAGGCGGUGGACUCCUUCAGCAUGAACGCGCACAAGUGGCUGCUGGCCAACAACGACUGCUGCGCGCUGUGGGUGAAGAAGCCGGCGGCGCUGGUGGCGGCGCUAGGCACGGAGCAGGAGUACAUCCUCAAGGACGCGGGGGCGGAGGGGCACGACGUGGUCGACUACAAGGACUGGACCAUGACGCUCACCCGCCGCUUCCGUGCGCUCAAGCUCUGGCUCGUGCUCCGCUGCUACGGCGUCGAGGGCCUCCGCGGCCACAUCCGCUCCCACGUCCGCAUGGCCGCCACCUUCGAGGAGCUCGUAAGAGACGACGCUAGGUUUGAGGUGGUCACUGACAGGCAUUUCGCGCUCGUGUGUUUCCGUCUUCUCUCCACUGACAGGCUAGGCGGCGAGAAAAAGGUCAACGAGCUCAACCGCAGGCUCCUCGAGGAGGUGAACGCGGCCACCUUGGGCCCCUACAUGAGCGCCGCCAAUGCGGGUGGCAUAUACAUGCUCCGGUGCGCCGUUGGGAGCACGCUAACGGAGGAGCGCCAUGUCCGGGAAGCCUGGAAGGUCGUCCAGGAGCAGGCCACGUCGCUCCUCCGUAAAAUGCAAACUGUAAGAGUGUAA
This is a messenger RNA of Lolium rigidum, 1539 nucleotides long. Its product is annotated as tyrosine decarboxylase-like. Bases 1 to 1539 code for a protein of 512 amino acids. Gene Ontology annotation, biological process: amino acid metabolic process. The record is from RefSeq and is a predicted model, not a curated record. Gene Ontology annotation, molecular function: pyridoxal phosphate binding; carboxy-lyase activity. The transcript has a single exon. NCBI's taxonomy places the organism in Eukaryota, Viridiplantae, Streptophyta, Magnoliopsida, Poales, Poaceae.